Penicillium argentinense is the source of this 2241-nucleotide messenger RNA. Its product is annotated as bifunctional terpene synthase/polyprenyl synthetase family protein. The record is from RefSeq and is a predicted model, not a curated record. Lineage: Eukaryota; Fungi; Ascomycota; Eurotiomycetes; Eurotiales; Aspergillaceae. Gene Ontology annotation, biological process: isoprenoid biosynthetic process. Bases 1 to 2241 code for a protein of 746 amino acids. The transcript is spliced from 9 exons. Gene Ontology annotation, molecular function: prenyltransferase activity.
AUGCAUCUCGAAGACAAGGAGGAUUUCCUAUCUUACGCCGCGCCAGUGUCGCCUGGACUUUACGCUCACAACCCAGAAUACUUUUCGCAUUUCAAGCCCAGGAUUCACAAAAAUGCUCGUAUAGCAGACGACGCUUCUAUCCAAUGUCAGAUUGACCUUUUGGGCAAGGAACAUAUCGGCACGUUCGCAGGUUGUCUGAAUCCAGUUUCGGGAGGAUGUGCUGCUCUUACUUUUCCCUUCACCUCUCCGAAAGAUCUUGCACUCGCGGCAUAUAUGAGCGAGGCUGCUGCUAUUUACGAUGAUCUGGAAGAACUUCACUUGUCUACGGACACCCUGGCAGAAAGCAUGAAGGGACAAGCGACUCGAUCGACCCACGAACUAAUUGCUAGCCUCGAGCAAAAUAGCAGUGAGCGAAUGGAGCAGGCAGUCGCAAAGAUUAUGGUCCAGCUGUCAAACCAAGGCCAACGUGGAGAGAAACUUUUGUCCCAAUGGAAUCUUUUCAAGCGUAUCACGCAAACUGCUGAAUCAGCACACGUCGAGUACGAGAGCCUAGAUCAGUAUCUCUCCCAUCGGGGGGAAGAUUUUGGCUUGAAGAACUUGAUUGCGCUAUCCUACUACGGUGUGAACCUGACCCUCACGGCUGCAGAGCAGUCAAUCACAUCGCCUAUUCUUCAGCCAUUGUAUGACUCGAUAGCCCUAACAAAUGACUAUUUCUCGUGGGAAAAGGAGUCGUCAGAACAGAAAUCGCAUGUCGUGAGCUCGGUUGCUCUUUUCAUGAAGUGGGAUUCUUUGUCUGCAUCUGAAGCUAAAGAAGCCGUGAAGGCGAAGAUAAUUGAGCUCGAAGGAGAUUAUCUGACUCGGAAGACAAAAUGCCUUCAGGAAAUUGGAAGUGGAGGCACCUCGCAGACCGUCAAUCGCGCAUUCGACUUGAUUGAGGCCAUUGCAGCAGGCCUUUUUCUGUGGAGCAUGACUUGUCCUCGCUAUCAUUGUUCGAGCCAGAAUAUUUACCAAACAUGUCUCGAGAAUCGGACCAAAGACGGCUUUCAAUUUUUUGAUAGCUGUACAGUCUCGGAGGAGUUGCUCAGCUGCGAAAACCUUUAUGCUCUUGCCAAUGGUACGAAGCGGAUGGUGAUCAAUGGUACGCACAAGCAUGAAGUGGCUAAUGGUGUUGCUCGCUUGACCGAGUCAAAUGGUAACUCUCUCAUUCUGGAUGGCUUACAAUGGUUUAUUGACCUUCUUCUAGAUAGUCAACCCCCUUCGGUGUUUAGAGAUCUCUCGUUGAUACCACUUGGUCAUGAAGUCCUGAGAUAUCCAUCCGACUACAUCCUGUCAAUGCCAGGCAAGGGAGUUCGUUGGGCCGUUUUGAACGCUAUGAAUUUGUGGUAUCAAGUGCCACGAGAUUCUCUCGACAAGAUCAAAGAAGUGGUAAAACUUGUGCACACAUCCUCUUUGAUGUUUGAUGAUGUUCAGGACAAUUCCCCUCUCCGUCGUGGGAAGCCAUCGGCUCACGCAAUAUUCGGAGUCGGCCAAACCAUUAGCUCGGGCUUUUUCUUGUGUCUUGAUGUUUUCAGGAUAAUCCAAACACUUUCGCCAUCAGCAACGACAAUAUACCUUGAUGAGCUUGAUUUAAUGCAUCGAGGACAGGCCUAUGAUCUUUACUGGACGCAUAAUGGCAUAUGUCCUACAGAGAAAGAAUACCUAAGCAUGAUUGAUGCUAGUAAGUCUAAAUGUAUUCGUCUACUGCUCAUACAUAUGGCUGACAUGGUAAAUUGCUAUCCACCAGAAACCUCGGCUUUAUUUCGCCUUGCUAGCCGGCUGAGUCGAGCCGAAGCAACCAAGAACAAAAAUCUUGAACUCGAACGCCACUUUACAUUGGUCGGAAGAUACUUUCAAAUCCGCGACGACUACCAGAACCUAACAUCUUUAGAGUACAUCGACAACAAAGGCUUUUGCGAGGAUCUUGACGAAGGCAAAUAUUCUUUGCUCCUCAUCCAUUCGCUUCAGAAGGGCGAUCACAUAAUACCGACUAUUCUUCAGCAGCGUAAAAUUUCUGGGCACUUGACAAAAGAAAUGAAGCUGUUGGUUCUCGAGCGAUUGACGGCCAAUGGAAGCUUUGAUUACACUUUGGCGAUCAUGGAAGAGCUCUUUGAGCUUAUCAAAGGGGAGCUCGAGGCAUUGGAGCGAGAGACGCAGACGAAGAAUUGGAUUUUGUGGCGGGUUCUGCGUCAGCUAAGAGUUUGA